Molecule: messenger RNA, 8228 nt
Organism: Varroa destructor (honeybee mite)
Lineage: Eukaryota; Metazoa; Arthropoda; Arachnida; Mesostigmata; Varroidae
Gene: CycY
Product: cyclin Y
Biological process (GO): regulation of cyclin-dependent protein serine/threonine kinase activity
Molecular function (GO): protein kinase binding
Source: RefSeq, a predicted model, not a curated record
GGUUCUGUAUCUAGUGUCCGUAGUAGUAGUAGUAGUAGUAGUAGUAGUAGAAAGCAGUGUGAGGCGUUGCAAUAUAUAUGUUUAUUGAUUGUAGUGUCUGUCUGUGCGAAAGCAGUUUGGUCCUAGCCGCUGCUGCUGGUGCCGCCGCUGCCGCCGCCAAUGUGCUCAAUGCAGAUGUGACGUGAGUGCAGUGUGUACGAUAGUAACUAUACCGAAUUCGGUUUUCAUCGUCUGCAGUAUUAUCGCGAUGAAGCGAUUAACAUCUACGCGGAUUAACAAUAAAUGUGCUAAAGAAGAUUACGCUGUGAAUCAACAACACCGUAUCGUCAUCAUGUUCACCCCCUGAUAGUUGCAUAUGAAUAUGAGUGGUCAAAUUUGAAGCCGACCAUUCAUCCUCGGAACUGUUCAUGAUUGCAGUGAUGGCAGUUGUAUCGUUAAACAAUUGUCUCUCCUCCCACGGAGGACUGUGGCUAUAGAAAGUUGCCGGGUAUUUCUCAAUAUGGUGCUAUAAUGUUUCCGAAGCUUGUCGGCCUUCUUUUUGUUGGGUGAUGCUGCCAAUGGAAAGUAGUACUAACAGUAGUACAGCAGCACCAACGACAUCGUGUGUGUGGACCGAAAUAACGACGAUGAUUAGCAAGCGAGCGAACGGGUUCCUAGAUGCGGUGCAGUUAGUCUCCUUUCGUUGGUUCCGAUUGGGCUGUUGAUUAUCGUUAACUGUCGCUGAUUCUGUAAUAGCGACAGCCGCAGCACGAAAGGGCAUCGCGACCACGUCCUAUCGCGGUGCUCUGCUGCUGGCCCAGAGCAGGAGAAAAGGUGGGCCAAACACAGCGCGUGGGUUGCCUAUUGAUAUUGAGUGCAACGCGAAAUACCACUCUAAACUGCAGCACGCGAAGUGCACACCAUUUCUGUUGGUGGUGCUGCUGUUGCCGCCGGCAAACACUGUUAGACAAUUACCCAGGGGGGGACUAGGCUGCGCCGCGCAGAUGAGAAGGGAGAUGGGGUUUUAUUAGGAGUUCGCAGUUCGGCGCGGGAUUACUGCGGGUGCUACUGCAAGUGUUACUUGGGCACAUAGGCUAAUUUGCGCCACCUUUAUUUAAAAAAAUGUAUGAUCGUGUUACCCAAGGAAUCAAUCGAAAACGGUAAAACCGUUGCAGCCACUGUGGUGAUCAACAAUAACCAAAGACAACUCGUACCACCACCAUCAUCGCCUGAUAGAGGUAACGGUGUUACUGCAUACGCAGCAAAGAGGCAAAAGGAGAUCUCUUCUUCCAUUUCAACAUCUGCACCAUUAGCGUUUCGACACGUCAGCACGUUGACAACAGGUGGCACUAACAACAACAGCAACAACUAGAACAAAUGAAAUUGACCAGCUAGAUGCUUCGAGGUUUCAGUGAAUGCAUAUAUUGCAAUUCUCGUUCAUUGUCUGUACAUAUACGUUCUCUUCAGAUUACUUUUUGAUAUUUAUCGCGCGCUGGUGCUGCUGCUGCAACUGCUGUGGCCGCCGCGCAUACCAUGGGAGGUCAAUUAUCAUGUUGUUCGGCACCGAAUUCGCCGGGAACCCGACGACGUUCCGGUAAAAAAGAUUAUCGAAAUUCGGCCGACGGUGGUGGCGAGUCGAAACGUGUUAGCGCGCAGGAUGACUCAAGUGCUCGUAAGAGCGCCUCUGCGUCUGUCAGUUUACAGCAUAUAUCCGAACGAGAACUAUGUGAUGACGACACGGAUCCAUCAACAGACCCGACAAAAGGUGCCAUCUUCAUGCAACGCUCACAGAGUGAUAUGAAUAAUCAGGCAACAAGACAAACCCGCCACCGAAGUGAAGUUUAUUUAUCGCACGCCGUUUCACCAAACGCAGCAAUCUCCGCAGCUUCGGCGAGUCCUCGGCUCAAGAAAGCGAACUCCUGCUCCACAAUCUACCUCGAUGAUUCAACGUUAUCACAGCCAAACCUCAAACACACGCUCAAGUGCGUAACGUUAGCCAUAUUUUACCAUAUUCACAAUCGGAGAUCAGAUCGGCUGGUUGACAUCUUCGACGAGAGUCGGUACCCCCUAACUAAGGAAGAGUCAUGCACGUUGCGCGCUGAACCGGACCAUCGAACGAUCUACCGCUUCAUGCGGUCUCUAUUUAAUGCGGCACUUCUGAGCGCAGAAUGUGCCAUUGUCACGCUGGUUUACCUUGAACGGUUACUGACGUACGCCGAGACGGACAUGGUUCCAGUAAGCUGGCGAAGAAUGUUACUUGGCGCAAUUCUGCUUGCGUCCAAGGUCUGGGAUGACCAAGCAGUGUGGAACGUCGAUUACUGCCUCAUACUGAAGGAGACUCGCGUUGAAGAUAUGAACAACCUCGAACGGCGUUUGCUGGAGCUCAUCGACUUCAAUAUCAACGUACCGUCGAGCGUGUAUGCAAAGUACUACUUCGAAUUGAGGUCGCUCGCCGAACAGAACGGAUUGGCAUUUCCUGCCGAACCCCUUAGCCGGUCACGGGCACAGCGACUCGAAGCGAUGUCACGCCUUCUUGAAGAUCGUGUACUCAACGAGAGUGUCGCCAACGGCCGUCGGUGGACGAGUCUCGAUAACGUGUCAAGCGCGACGAACGCUGUUCCCCGCCGAUCAACAGUUAUCCUCUCAUAACUGUAUCAGACACCACGAUCUCUGCGUUUUUUUUAAACGACCAUCAUAUGCAAGGCCAGCGCUAUUGCACCCGGUUGCCGUAGUGAAUAGUCUUGUAGUCAGACCUUUCAUCAAUGCAUAUGAAUAUAUAUAUUCACUGUACAUGGAUGUCAUAAUUAUUCGACUUGCAACGAGGCCUAUAUAUGUGAAUGUACCUUAUUAUUAUACGUAACCAUCAUCGCCAACAACUAUAAACAACAACAGGCACGACCGACGGUCAAAUCGGAGCUCAAAAACUCAAUGGGACAGCUAGUCGGAGCUUUAUGUAGUUUGCAAAGGACUUCUUUUGAUAGUGAGUAGCGAUAACGACAACUACUGUUACAAUCAUGGUUUGUAUUCAUUGUAUGCGAUAUAAUAGCUCGCCCUCAAAUUUGAAAGGCCAGGCUUAUGAACACCAUUUGAUGUCUCUGGUAUUAGGUCCAAGAGAUACACGGAUAGAGCUGAUCAAGCUAGCCAGUCAAUGUCACCGCAAAACAGAUCAGAAAUCAAUGCUACUACAGCGAAUCGUAGUUCUUCGUAUUAUCUGGUCAGGUCUUCACAGCUUAAGGACAUCGUCAGAAAUAUCUCAACGCAAUGCAGGUGUUCAAUAUCGAUUCAACACGGGGAGAAACACGAGGUAGCAUCGGUAUGAAACACAUGUUUGCUACGUGAGGUCCAUCCAUAAUGAAAUUUGCCGUUCCGUCCUACUUCGGUACUGCGUCGUUCAUCCCCUCGGAUCGAAUGGAAUAUGCCAUGGCGAUGAUGGUGAUGACGAUGGCGAUGAUAAUCAUGAUGAUAACAAUGAAAAGAAAUAAUCCCUGCCACCAAUAAGAUUUUAGUCUACAAUAGUUCAAACUGUCUAGUGGAGCAUACAAGCUAGCCAGUUUGUUCUUGCCUAAUUAGAGCGUUAAUAAUGGAUGCUCGGUCGACUCGUGAAGCUGCAGCACGCCACGUCUUUGCGUGACGAGUCAGUGAUUAAAUUAAAUCACAACAUUUGCCCUCAGCAGAAAUUAUCUUCAAGGUGGAAGUUAAUAAAAUCUAUCAAGGAAUGAAGGCCGUUACAACGAGAAAAUGGCGAUACUGAUAGAGGCUAUUGGUAAUAAUGUAAUGUAUUGGUAAAAUUUGCUGGAACGUAACAACAUGGGUACAUGCACACGCUUCCAGGCAAUACAGGUAUGCAGACAUGUUUGCUCAAAUAGGAAUAGUCGUGCACAAUAGGUGACAGUCAGGCCAAGAUUCAGGUCGAAUCACGUACUCAUCGUCAGUGCAAGCUGUUGACUGACAGAUGAGCGGUGCACAUUUCUUAGCCGCGCCACAUCAACUACCACUAAUACCGCUGGUACCUGCAAUAGGCGGAAAAAAAAUGCGCAAAAGUUUAUCUUUCACUAUCAUCGAACACACACAACAUCUCCCGAAUACUUGUGAUAAAGAUGUUCAUCCAUGGAUGACGCUUCAUUAAUUGGGAAGAGCAAGCAUAUCGUCUUUACUACUGUGGCCGAUAACGAUUGUACUAGUACCAAUACUAAAUAUAAAAGGAAGAAAACAGAAAAAUAGUAAUAAUAAUAAUUAUUAUUAUUAUUAUUAUAGUACAAUAUUUAAAUGGUUGAUGAUGGCUGAUGGUGAUGCUUGUGUGAAGAUUUCGAGUGACAGAGAUGGAUUUAUUGUUAAGGAAAAAAUAAUCAGGAAUCGUAAAUGAAUAGAUAUGGGUAAAAUUCAGAUAGGAAUUCGGUGCGGGAAGGUAUAAAUCUUUAUUGUAAUUUCGUAAUGGCUAACGCAUGAGUCAUAAACUGGUUGAUUGGUGGAUGGGCAAUUGAUUGAAUGAUUGAUUAUAUUGACAGGUUGAUCGGGACACAAAGAAUAAGUACGCAACUAAGACAUUUAGUAUGAUGGUAAUCUAUGUCGUAGAAUAAAAUCAAUGAAUUAUAAUAAUUAUAUAACCUAAUUUUAACCUAUACUUAUUUAGCAGACCUCAUGUGCGUGAUUAGCAAAUUGAAUACUGUUAAGCCGUAACGAAACAAUCUUUAUUAAUGAAAACAAAGCAAGUUUGCAGACAAAGAGGACGUACAUUGAGUUAGAAAAGAGGUUGAGAUAGGAAGAAUAUAACUACGGAAUAAAAAAUUUAUUUCAUAAUAAUAAUCUUAAGAAUAACGGUGAUGAUAAUGAUACUAAUAAAUGUGUUUGUGAGAUGGCGGUGUCAUGGGAAUGAUAUGAAACCCUAGAAUGACACGCUGUUACAACCACCGCUCAAUGCUCUACGACACUUAAGUUGUCUGAUCUUCUUCACACGCUAAUUGCGGUCUUACAGUAAUUCAUAAUCACCUCAGCAAGUAAAUAUUUUGGAAAAACGGAUAAAACGAGAUACAUGAAAAAUGAAAGUAGAAGAAAAACACAUUUCUUUAACGAUUGUUGUUGUUACUUAGUUGCAAUCAAAGAAAUAAUUGCCGUCCUGUAGCUUUCCGACCAAUUGCAAUUCUGUUACAGUCAUACAUCGAUUUUUUUGAGCGCAUUGAACACUACGAAGUCCGACAAAGCUUUGUCGGACUGUGGAUAAUAGGUGAGAUAACUUAUCGAGUUUUUCAAGCCCUUUACAGUAUUCAAUAUUGUUAAGUAAACCUUAAAAAAGGAUGAAAUGUUAGCUUUAAAUUGUUUUCUGUUUUCUUUUUCAGUUUAACUAUCACAAAUUGACUGCUAUAUUAUGAUAGCAAUUUGUUCCUAUAGCAUCGGGGGCAGCAAACUCAGAACUUAUCUCUCGAAAAAUAAGAGUGAAACAAACUGGCCGAUAUUUUUAUUUAUUCCCACAUUCUAUUGUUAAUCACACAUUACACCGUAUGGACAGGGGAUUAGUUUAGUUGGCAGUUUUUGAUCUUCACAUAACUAGAUGCCUACCUUUGCCGUUUUUGACAGUUGUACUGUAAAAAAGCACGGGCCAUUUAAAGAAACAUGCGCGACGCAAUAUACACCUGUGCGUAUGUACGAAUAAUAUCACCUAAAAAUGAACUAGAUUACUUCACUCGUAUUUCAACAGUAGCAUUAUUGUUUAUAGAAAUCCUCCGCUGGCAAAUUUCGUUAGGUGACAUGCGUAGUAAAGGGUAUUGAUAUUUUCUACUGUCGCUGUUGGAAUAAUUUCGCGGUCAUUCAUUCUUGUGCUCUGUAAUUUUGUAGGAAUGCUUAUAGGCGGCAAGAAGUGCAAAGAUAAAGUUUAGGUUGUUUCUUGCAUUAAAUGACACAUUUUUGUAAGACACAAGAUGUAAAUUUGUUUGUACUGCUGAUUUAACGGCUAUGUUACAUCGAUGAUUGUUGAGAAUUGAGUCUGUUGCAUUACAUUGUUAAGUUAUAAUCCCGUGCGUUCAAUUUACACGAAAAUAAAAUGCAAAAUUUUUAACGCCAAGCCCUUUAGACACUUAGUGUACGCUUGUACAUAGCUUCUUUUCGCUCUAGACAUGUAAACACUAGACAUGUAAUUUUCAAGUUUACAAAGUCCAUGUAGGUAUAUAUACACGUACUUGAAAUAUAAAAUAUGCCCCGCCAUUAACUUUGUGAUGGCGUUUCGUGUUCGCUUGCGUGUGCUUGGCUUACUGCCGUAUGGGUUACGGCUCACUCAGGUCUUUUUUGUCAUACCUUUCAAUAAAAAUUAUCGCCGUGCAGACGGUCGGGGGCCACCCGCUACUGCUAGCUUCACUUUCUAUCGCUGUGACUGUAUAUAGAUGUUUUCUUUGACAUAUCUACGACGACUAUCGUCGUCGUCCGUGGGACUAACCAGACAGCGUCGCGGAAAGUACUAGCCAAAGUCUACAUUAACGAGAAAGGCAUGCGCAUUGACGACGCAAUUAGAUGACUUGAUUUUUGUCUCUGUUUGCGUGUGUGUACGUGUGUAUAUGCAUGGGUAGGUAGUUUCGGGGACGGCGGUGCAACGGGGGCAGGAGAUUAUGACAACCAUGCUUUUGAAGCAUACGAUAUAAUGGAUUAUGUCGGUUUAAAAUAACGCGAAGAAGUAAGAUAAUCUUUCCAUACAUUGCCAAAUCUGUGACGGAGGUGUACUCUAUGUAUAAUACAAUUAAGCGGAGCAGAUGGAUCGAUAUUAUAUUAAUAGACAAUUAGUGGUGGUGCUGCUUAUUUAAUGACGUUCUUAUAGGUGAUGAAUGGUUGCUAGCAAUUUGAUUAUAAUUAAAGCCGAUUAUAAAUUUAUAUGCUAUCGUCCACCCAUUCCUUUUGUGUUGUCAUAUCGAAUUAGGGCCUUCUAAAAUGCUUUUUGUGUCCUGUCAUAUCCUGACCAUCGUGAUCUAAUCGUAUUUUUUAACUAACAAAACUUAGCACAACGUUGUGUAAUGCAAUGAGGGCACUUCUAAAAUUUAUAUAAUAAAUUUUAAGUUCCUUAGGCACAAAGAGGAUCCUAUUGCUUUAAACUGUGAAUUAUUUUGUGUGCAUCUCACAUAUGGAUUGCUUAAACACGUAAAUUGUAGAAUUUAGAGUGAAAAUUGCCUUCUAAAUAUAGUCCGAGCCGAUGAUAGUCCGUGAGGGUUCAUGUUAGUACGGCAUAUUUUGAUUGUCUGGACUCUAAACACAUUCUAAUGCUGUAGAAAGACCAUAUAACGUUUGAUCAUUCAGAGUAGUCCUUUAUCCAAAAAUGAAUCGUGCUGAUUGACAACUAAAUCUAUAGAUUAUUCGAUCCAUUUUUAUGAGCUAUUUCAAUUCAGAAUCCGAGUGUCAUGUGACCACAAAACAUAAUUGAUUUGGUUUGAUGUUAGUAAUGUGCCUCUGCUUAUUCUCCGUACAGAGAAGCUCGCGUUGUAUGCUGAAACAUUCCACUGGUUACCUAAACUUGCCAGUAACGGGUAAUCUUCUAUUGCAAGGCAUUGUGGUCUUUCACGUAUAUUAGGUCUAACUUUGAAAAUAGCUUACAAUUGAGUAUUAGCAAAGGGGCCACAGUCUCUUUUACUCAACGGACAAGUGAAAAUUUGCAAUGACGAUACUCAUCACGCAAGCGCCUAUUUAAAAUAGGCGGCAUCCAUACAAUACCGUCAUAGCUGUUACAACAACAAUAACAUUGACUGGAUUACAAAUGAGCUCGUUCCGUCGUAGGACUCUAGCUCCAUUGUUACGUUCUUACGUCAGUACCUCAGCAAUAGCCUGUAUAUAACUGAUCCCAGACAGAUUUGCAAUUUCAGUAAACAUAAAAAUAAAAGGAACCCAUUAAAAUUGAUAAGGAUAAAACUACGGCAAAAUAAAUGGGUGAAUACAACUACAUUUACAAAUAGGAUGUGCGAUUACCUAAUUAACUUGCUGGCGAUUUAAAAAUAAGGAGCGAACAUAUAGGCUAGAUAAAUAGAAAUAGACUGAAAUGUGGUUGCAAGGAAGAGAAGCAAAGCAGAAAACAACGAUAAAGGGCCAAUAAAUGCAACAUCAACAAAUUGUUAUAAAUCAAAAAUGCCAGCCGACGUUCCUAGUUCGUUUAAUCACGACGAAACCGGCUCAAAGACGGUAACGUUUUACAUCAUUAUUAUCAUUAUUUUAUUCAUAAUAAAACAAUUAUGAAAAACAAAGGAUUGAGCUCUCAUUUCCUGCUGAACAGUCGACAACAAUAU